This is a messenger RNA of Temnothorax curvispinosus, 611 nucleotides long. RefSeq names its product odorant receptor 9a-like. Gene Ontology annotation, molecular function: odorant binding; olfactory receptor activity. The record is from RefSeq and is a predicted model, not a curated record. Gene Ontology annotation, biological process: detection of chemical stimulus involved in sensory perception of smell; sensory perception of smell. Gene Ontology annotation, cellular component: plasma membrane. The transcript has a single exon. The coding region runs from base 36 to 335 and encodes 99 amino acids. NCBI's taxonomy places the organism in Eukaryota, Metazoa, Arthropoda, Insecta, Hymenoptera, Formicidae.
AGCUUAUCUUGGCAUUAAAAACAUUUGACCUAGUAAUGAUAAUGAAAACGACAACUGUGACAAGCGCUCUAAUGUUAGAGAUGUUUUUCUACAGUAUUGUGGGCGAUUAUCUGAAGUGUCAAAUGGAAGAAAUUGCGUACUCGAUCUACAGCUGCAAUUGGUACAACUUUCCAUUGAAUUUAAUGAGAAAUGUAGUGUUCGUCAUUAUGCGGUCGCAACAACCUGUUCAGUUCGUAGCCGGCAGAUUUUUCGUCAUAAACUUAGAGAGUUUUAUGACCAUAUUAAAAAGCUCGCUCUCGUACUUAUCCGUCCUGAGGGUAAUGGUGGACGCGUAAGACGUAGGUAUUUGUUGAAAAACUCAAAAAGAUAACAUUGUACACACGUAGGCAAUAUUAUUUUGUAAAAUUGUUACAAAACACAAUGAUGCAGAAUAUGCUUGUAAUUCAAAAUUUAAAUAAAAUUAAAUUCUUUAUCACGUUUGUAAAUAUAUUAUACAUCACAGUAACAUAUCACUUAAACAAAUUUUGCUACGACGUGUGAUUUGCAAUUGCCAAAAUGCGAUUGCUGCAUACAAUUUGUUAACUGUCAAGUAAGCAAUAUAUCAAUAACUU